This is a messenger RNA of Rhizophagus irregularis DAOM 181602=DAOM 197198, 443 nucleotides long. The record is from RefSeq and is a predicted model, not a curated record. NCBI's taxonomy places the organism in Eukaryota, Fungi, Glomeromycota, Glomeromycetes, Glomerales, Glomeraceae.
GAUGUUAAUAUUGAAGUUGGUAAUAACCCUCAUGUAAGAAUAUUUCACGCUCAUAUGGUUAUUUUAAGUUACCGUUCUCCUUACCUACGACGAAAGUUGUCAACUAAUAAAAAAAAUAAUGACGGAACUUUGGCACGUAUUGAACUUCCCAAUAUUUUACCAGAAAUUUUUGAGAUAAUUUUAAGAUACAUUUAUGGCGGAAAACUUUCUUUAAAGGAAUGUGAUACGUCAAAUAUAAUUAAAUUACUAGUUGCCGCUAAUGAACUAAGUCUCCAGGAGUUAGUUAUCUAUAUUUAAUCCUUUUUAAUUGAAAACAAAACAAACUGGAUGGAACAAAAUUCUAAUUUGAUAUAUCGAACAUGCUUUGAAGAUGAUUCUUUCUUGGAUCUUCAACAAUAUUGUAAUGAUUUAAUAUCUAAUGAACCUGAUAAGAUAUUCAAAUC